Molecule: messenger RNA, 1676 nt
Organism: Suillus clintonianus
Lineage: Eukaryota; Fungi; Basidiomycota; Agaricomycetes; Boletales; Suillaceae
Exons: 7
Coding region: 167-1570 (467 amino acids)
Molecular function (GO): nucleotide binding
Source: RefSeq, a predicted model, not a curated record
AACUCGCUAAAGUCACUGACUCAAGGCUGUGGACACCUUUUACUGCAACCACGAUUGCGACCACGACAGAAUGCUGAUAUCAUUCAUGGUCUAUGUAAGAUAACAAGCCCGCGCUUAAUUCUGUUCAGAUAUAGUAUUCGAUAUCGGAUCAUCAGACGGCCACUGGAUGUCGCCUUUGCGCCCUAUAAAGUCCUUGUGGUCUCGCUCAAACCUCAGGUCCAACGAUUCCCCUUCUGCAACCAUGAUGCCCCUGCCAAAUGAGCCCGUCACGUUGGCUGUCAUCGGCUGUGGUCAGAGAGGGACUAACUAUGCUGAAUAUGCCCUUGAUCACCCGCAGAAGUGCAAGGUAGUCACUAUUGCAGAUCCGAGGCCAAAGACCCGCGAUAUCUUUGCCCAUAAUCAUAAGCUCGAUCGGACUCUUGUGUUUGAUACCUGGGAGGAGCUCUUAAAGGCUUCCGCUGAUACCAUUCAAACUAUCGGGAAGCGCCUUGCAGACGCAGUAAUUGUUGCGGUGCAAGACCACAUGCAUUGUGAAGUGGUAUCGGCGUUCGCAGCCCAAGGAUACCAUAUACUUUGCGAGAAACCCAUGGCUACAAGCCUGCAAGACUGCCUUGACAUGGAAAAGGCAGUCAAGAAUGCUGGUAUCAUCUACGGAAUAGGUCACGUCUUGCGCUACUCCCCUUACAGCAAGGCCGUCACAGAAGUGGUCCGUUCGGGACAAUUGGGUGAACUGAUAAACGUAGUUCACAUUGAGCCAGUUGGUUACUUUCACUUUGCUCACUCUUAUGUUCGAGGGCAUUGGAAGAAAGAAUCUGAAAGUUCUUUUUCUCUCAUGACCAAGGGCUGCCAUGACGUAGACAUCCUCUGUCACUGGCUUUCCCCUGCGAUUCCGACACGAGUCUCUUCGUUCGGCUCUUUACAGCAUUUCCGUAAAGAGAAGAAACCUCCCGCCGCAGGCACUGCAACUCGCUGCUUAGAAUGUUCGGUAGAACAAGAUUGCCCAUACAGUGCAAAGAAAAUCUACCUGGAACCUGUUUCUCGCGGAAAUACCCACUGGCCAGCCAAAACUAUUGUGGAUGGAAUACCAGAUAUAGAGAAUGUCGUUGAUGCUCUGCGCAAUGGACCUUACGGACAAUGCGUAUACGAAAGCGAUAACGAUGUUUGUGAUCAUCAGGUUGUAAAUAUCGAGUUUUCGUCAGGGGCCACAGUCUCAUUCACGAUGGUGGCAUACACCUCCUUGAUUUGCGACCGCCAGACACGAUUGCACUUCACGCACGGCGAGAUAGUUGGUGAUAUGAAUAAUUUUACUGUCACCGACUUCCGCACGGGGCGUAAGACGACGCACCACCCGAAGAAUGAAGGUGGUGGCCACGGAGGUGGAGACCUGGGUCUUAUCAGUACUUUUGUCGAGGCCGUGCGCACGAACAAUCAAGAGUUACUGGGGACUGAUGUCUCUGAGGUGCUCAAGAGUCAUCUCACCGUAUUUGCUGCUGAGGCAAGUAGGCGAGAAGGCACAGUGGUUGAUUGUGCGAAGUUUGAGAAAGCUAUCAGAGCAGAAUUGGAAAUGUAGGUGCCUUCGAGCUGUAAUAUUAGCUAGUGAAGUAAGUAUGCACAAUCCACUUUGUUGCAUAUAAUCCAGUGAUCUGUGAAAAUAUCGAGGUUAUUUAAGUCCACUG